UCACGUGACGUCCUUUGUGUGCUGCACUCGCCUCGUGUGAGUCAGUGCCACACACAACCUCGCACUUCUCUCGCCUUCUCCUCCUUCCUCACACCACCUUCACCUCACAAACUUCACCUACUCCCUCAUCACCGGUACAGGAGUCCGCACCACCGCACCAAACAUGCAAGAAGACGGUGGAAGCUGCAUUUUCCGAUAAUUUUUCCUUUGGUCACUGUGGAGGUUGUGGAGUAUGAUGGCGCUUGUGGGUCAUCGGCACGGCCGACAGACGAUGGCUUUUCACGGUGUCAGCGCUUCAACCACGUCAACCCCAUCCCAACAGGCCAUCCUGGCAGCAGCAGUGGUCCCAUACUACCCAGUAGUCGCCUCCUCUGACGGACAACCCGACAGACCCAUCGGAUAUGGAGCGUUCGGUGUUGUAUGGGCAGUCACAGACCCCCGUGAUGGCAAGAGGGUGGCGCUGAAGAAGAUGCCGAAUGUCUUUCAGAACCUCAUUUCCUGCAAGCGUGUGUAUCGUGAACUCCGCAUGCUGUGUUUCUUCCGGCAUGAGAAUGUUUUGUCAGCACUGGACAUCAUACAACCCACAAAUGCAGACUUAUAUUCAGAAAUCUAUGUUGUAACUGAGCUUAUGCAGAGUGACCUUCACAAGAUCAUCGUCUCACCUCAACCUCUGACCUCUGAUCAUGUCAAAGUCUUCCUAUACCAGAUACUCAGAGGUCUCAAGUAUCUUCACUCAGCCCGCGUGUUACACCGUGACAUUAAGCCAGGCAACCUGUUGGUCAACAGUAAUUGCUGCCUUAAGAUCUGUGACUUUGGCCUGGCUCGUAUAGAAGAACCAGAUGAGGAUGUGCACAUGACACAGGAAGUGGUCACCCAGUACUACCGGGCACCAGAAAUACUGAUGGGUGCAAGCCAUUACACAUCAGCUGUGGACAUCUGGUCUGUUGGCUGCAUCUUUGCUGAGCUGCUCAGUCGUCGUAUCCUUUUUCAAGCCCAGGCUCCUGUACAGCAGCUGGAUCUGAUUGUUGACCUCCUGGGCACUCCUGCAGAAGAGGACAUGCGUACGGCAUGUGAGGGGGCACGAGCCCAUGUACUAAAUCGUCCUUUCAAGAAAUGUCAGACAGCCACCAUGUACAGUCUUUCCUCUCAAGCAACUCAUGAAGCUGUCCAUCUGCUGACCCGAAUGCUUGUCUUUAACCCUGACAAGCGAAUCACUGCUUCUGAUGCUCUCACUCACCCAUAUCUGGAUGAAGGGCGUCUUCGCUUCCAUUCCUGCAUGUGCAAAUGUUGUGUUGUUCCUGGCAAUGGCUCUGCACGAAACUUUGUCUCUGACUUUGAACCAGUCUGUCCAGCACCAUUCAGUUAUGAUUUUGAGGACCACCUGACUUCAGUCAAUCGUGUCAAAGAGAAAAUCCACAAGUUCAUUGUAGACCAACUUCAGCGCAGCAAGCGAGUGCCAUUGUGCCUCAAUCCUAACUCUCUGGCCUACAAAACUUUCCAAAGUGUCAGGGGCCGUAAGUCACAUAGACUUUCUCAUCACUCCACUAGCCAGAUCGCGGCCCCCUUGGGCCCUCACCUACCUUUCGGCGUCUGACUUCACCUUGUCAACCUGUGACCUUGAACUUCACUACUCUUGAUCUUCACCACUUACCAAGUUGGUCUGCACUUUUUGCAGCUCGCAGGUAGCCAUGCCAUCGGAAUUGCCGCCUUCUCCGCACGUAUGGCAGUGAGGACUGGCUUGGCCUCUUCCUCUUGCCUCCUUGGUGCUGGCACGUGUCAGCACUGGCAUCUGGCGCCCUCUGUAGUCUGAUGUUGGUCACCGGUUGUAGCAAGAAUGGAGAGAGACAAAGCAGACUUUGAGCCAGUGCAGUUAGCAAAAGAGAUUGGGGGAAAAGUUGAGGUGUUGAAUGCUGACUGUGAUGAGGAUCAAGACCAGCAAAACCACACAGGCACAGGACAAGAGUCAACAGGAGGUGCUAUUGGGGUCAGAGGUGAGAGGUUGCAUCUAAUUUUGAAGAAAGCAGCAGGUAAAGAGUGCAGGACAAAUCACAUACUGUGGAAAUAGACUUGUGUCAAAGCUGAUGAUAUGCUUGGUUUGCCAAUUUAACAGACGAACAGUGAACUCUUGUAGACUUCUUUGGGUCUUUGACAAGGUGGGGUUGAUGUCUUGUUAUGACCAGAGAAGUGGGUAGAAAUGUCAUAAACUACCAGAAAAUGGGCUGCACAAUUUUUAAAUGCUUAUUUUUAACUGCAGUAGAUGAGCUGAUUGAUACAGGAGGUAGCUGACACAACUAGCAAGUCCUUGUCACCUUUCGUCGCCAUGGCCAUCGCAGAUAUUUUUGACAGUGUGUGUGGUGGUGACAUAACAUGGUGAAAAAUGUCAGCAAUGUGAGGAUUCUAGGAAAGGAGGAAUAUUGGGAACAAAGCGAAAAAAAAAAAAAAAAAAAGAAACCUUUCGAGCUCCUGUGUACUCUGGGUGGUUCGAGCCCAGCGAUGUCACUGACUGGGGGUAAUCAGCUUCUGGAUUACUUCUGGUAACUACAUUGUGCAUGUUAUGGUUUGUAAUGAAUGUCAAAACAUUCACAACUUUGCAAGUCUUUAGCCAUGAGCAAUUUCAAGAGAGAGCACUCUUAACCCCUUCCUUUCUCCUAUCUGCCACUUGCACACCCUUCAGCUGGGGACAAGCUUUAGUAUAGCGGGUAACGUUUGUCAUCUUCAUAUCGACUAUUUACUGCUCUCUUAUCAAGUUUCAUAAAAAUCUUGUCUUAAUGCAACCUAAAUGAUAAUUUUAAUAUUUAAAUAUUUAACAAGCUGUUUCAAGAAAUCUGUACUAUAUGCAAUGCCAGUGAAGAGGUGGGGGCAGUCUGGUGGUGCAACGGUUAGUGCCUGUCACCAAUACAGUGAAGGUUGGCUGCCCUGGGUUCAGCUCUCAUCUCGGGCACGCUGUUCUUUCUCUGCACGUGGCAUCUGUUUACAGGGCUGGCUGCUUUGCCGUGAUAUGGUCUUAGUUGCUGGCACGGCGUAAAACACCAAUUCCCUCUCCUCCCCAGUAAAGAGGGGAAAAUAUGUUGGUGACCUGUACCUAAUGCUCUAAAGAGGUCACCAUGAUCACAAUGUGUGACAAAAUGUCUGGAUGUGUGAUCUGUCAUUUUAAAGACCAUCAUCAUGACUGGUUAGCGAGCAGGACAUGGCACAGUGAGUGAGAGCAGCACACUGUAUGGCUGCUGGUGCACAAGCCGUGACGUGCAGGCAAUAAACAUCAGUGCUGAGUGUCAUUUCUGUAGGCAUUUUGGAGUGCUUAAGCAAUUCUUAGUUGUGAAAGUAGUCUUGCCGCCAAAAUGGAGGUGGAAAUGCAUGCCAGCCUAUUUUUUGUGACUGGGAGCCAAACAAAAUGGAGAGGAAGUCUCAGAAAGGGAUCUUGUGCUGGUAGUUUAUGUCAUGCAAUAGAGAAGUGUAAUCAACUCAUUGUUGAUCAGACUUAUACAGUUUAGUCCCUGCUGGAGGGGGAAGGUUAUGAGAAGGGUAUGAGAGGGGGUGGUGGAGGUGAGAGUGAAAGAGCCAUCUUUAAUAAAAUCCAAUGAGAAUAGAUACAACAUUUUGUUGACUGGCCAAGAUGACCACUGCAGUGUAUUGUCUAAAUGGUAACUUAUUUCCUGUGUCUCCUGCAGAGCGGUAUGAUAAUUGUAUAUGAUAGCCCUGUAUGAUAGUCCUAUAUGGCAUGCAUCUGACAUUGAGUCCUAUAUGAUAGUCUUGUAUGACAGUCCUAUAUGACCCGCAUCUGACAUUGUUGUCGUCUUUUAAUUUUGGCUCACACAGUUCGGUGUUUAUGGGGCUUACUGUUGGAGAAUGGGUUUUACAUGUAAGAACAUUUGAUAAUGUGGAUAUAAAGAUAGUUGCCAUCUAUAACAAAGACUGUGUGUGUGUGUCUGAUAUGUGCUGCUAUGUAAAAUUGAGAAAAAUGUGUGAAUAUGACUUUAGAUGUGUCACAUGGCUUGUACAGUUAAAAUGUGUGAAUAUGUCUUUAGAUGUGUCACAUGGCUUGUACAGUUAGAUUUGUUAACUUCUUGUGUCAUGCAGAAUAUCAGCCGAUGUCAAGCUUACUAAAUUCAAACUAGUAUUAUGCUUUUGUAUGGCUUGUCAGGUUAGAAAUUGUUUGAAGUUAGGACUGUGUGUUGUGUGUGACAUACCACUUUAGGAAUGUUAGCAAUCUGUUGUGUGUGGCAUACCAUAGUAGGACUUUUGAGCAAUGUGUUGUGCAUGGUUUACUAAGUUAAGCUGUUAGCAGGGUGUCAGUUGUGAAUGUAUAAUUGCUGGAAGUAGAGUAGCUAAUAAAUGUAAUUACUUAGCAAUGUGCCGAUGGUGUUGACAAAUAUUGUACCUCAUUGCAUCCUUUUCGCUCACUGUUGGCCGGGCAUUGUACUAAUUUUUGUCAGCUAGCCGGCCAGGUAUAAUUCCAGUUGUGGUACCUGAUGACAGAUGAUUUGUAAUUGCAGUAGUGGUAUCUGAAGACAGAUGAUUUGUAUGCCAGCUAUGACUUUGUAGGCCAUGAUAAAUUCCAUCACUGAAAAUGAUUUUGCUGCUGCAUUUGUGAUUCAGAAUUGAACACCACACACUAUGGAGGCAAGUUACCAGACCUUGUUAACUGACUAUGACGUCGUCACCAGACUUUGUUAACUGUACAGACUAUGGCGACAAGUCACCAGACUUAACAUGAGUCUUCUUCCUUCACCAUCCUUACAUAAUUGUCCAUAGCUGCCAUAAAAAAUGGGUUAUUGCUAUCAUGCAUCAUCAUGAGAAGAUCUCAAUGGGCCAGUGAUGACCAUUCCAGUAUGACAUUUUAUCUAUGCAGCACCAGUGUCAGCAGGGAGGGCACAAUAUUUGUAGCAGCCUCACUGAGCUCAAGCUUUGUGAGAUUUGCCUCAUUGUACAGCAUUCAUAUGUGUGUGUGUCUCUGUGUGCACAUGGGCGUCUGUGGGUUCACAUGUGUGUCCAUGUCCGUAGUGCCUCAUCUGUCCUCCUCCCCACUGUCCUCCAUAUUUGCAAUCAGGGAGCAGUUUUUGUCAAAUUUGUAGCAAGGUAUUUAUAUCAACAUUUUCAUACUUUUAUCAAGCUUGCACCCCACACUCAUCCUGGCACAUUUCUCAUUUCAUUCUUGCUUGGCACAGCUAUCACAAGGCCAGACCUCUUGUGGCUGUUUGUGUUGGGGCUGGAUACAGUUGCAAGGUAGCAGUUGUACCUCACUACUCUUGUCAUCUAGCAUACUUCUGUCUGCAUACUCUCAUUUAUCCACUUAACUCUCAAUUAUCCAAUAGCCUAGGGGUGGGGAGCUAUUUAGGAGAGUGGGGGCUCUACAUGCUGUGUCAGUUAUCCACGUAGGUAGGAACUGCAUGUUGUAUCUUUCACCCUGACCAGCAAAACAUCUCAGACCACAUGAGCAAAAUAAAACAUCAAAACAAAAAGCAAAAGAAAACCACCUGGCAUCUUCAUAUUUUUCUGUAAGAGGCUGCAAAUUGUUUACUGACCCUACUUGUUUAUAGAUCUUCUGUAGGGUUCAUGUUUCUAAUAAGUUGUAGCUGUCCAUCGAAGCAGUUGGUCUGGUGGCUCAGUGGUUAGCGCCUGUCACCAAUAUAAUGAAGAUUGGAUUUCAGGGUUCAGUUCUUGUCUCAGGCACACUGUUCUUUCUGUGUGUGGCAUGUGCUUAAGACACCAAUUCCUCCUCUCUCCCUCCACCUCACCUCCUGUCCACAUAAGCAUUUACAGCUUGUGAUGGCUGAGCUGGGUAACCAAACAUCAGGGUGAGCAACUCUCCAUGUUUGUAAUUCCUGUUUUGUCCAGCACUUGUGACUAGCUGCAGCCCUUGCGUCUGCCAUUGCCUCACACAGAAGCUAAACCGUCACUUUAAAGUUUCAAUGCUUACCUAGUUAUUAGGAUAAAUGACUAUUGCAUUUUCCUUGUUGGGUGAGUUUGUGAGAUUCCAGUCUACAUUUAGCUUUCCUCAUUAUGCUGAAGUUUUGGGCAGCUUAUAACACCUAUGUACAAUUAACUGGUGUUUGCUGUAUUUUCUCAUUCAUAGGCACAGUUCCUGCUGUAUUUGCUCCGACUUGCUCACAGGUACAACUGGUUUUUUUGCUCUACUUGAGGGUUAGUGCUUGUAACAAUGAGCUCUCACUUGGAAGCACAAGUGAGGCCAGAUUUCUGCUCUGUUUGGGGCUAGUGUUAGGAAAAGUGUGUAGCUCUCUUUCUCUAUAUAUACAUUUAUGUAAAUCAGUCUCUCGGUCGUCCCUUGACCGGCACCUGCCAUUUGGGGGAUGACAUGGAUAGACUAGCAGCAGACAGGGCUCGCCACUCUUGCCUAUUGUGGGCGAUAGCAGGUUCUGUACCGGACGACCAGUCCAGUCAUUGUUGUUCGUAAGUCACUUCUUCCUCUGACCACCCUCCAAGGUGCCUUGAAGGACAGUCUUUGACAGGGUGUCGUGCCAGGUCACAUGGCCAAAGAAGACAAGCUUGUGACAUUUGACUGUUGAAAGUAGAGGUUCCUGGUGUCUAACGAGUGUAGCAAGGUAUGUAAAUAAUGCACACUGUGUUCUGCGAUUGAAUAUGUGUAAGCAUUUUGAGGCUUUGGGAAAAUGAGUAACUGAGUUAUUCUCUCAUUAUUUCUUCACAAUUCUCUGUACUCCUAAUGCAGUGAGUGCAUUGUCCACACCAAAUUGUGCCCAACUGUUUUCGUCCCUUUUACAUCCUCAAAUAAGGCUUUGCUUUGUAUACACCAGUUGUACUUGAGAGUUCAUGCCUGUAUGCAACAGCGGUGUGACUGGUGAUGUCCAUAUAGCAGCAGUUGAGUGUCCUCUGUAUUGUCAUACUGAUAGAAGUUGAUGUCACACCCACUUACAGCAUCUUGACGUUGGUAUUACAUAUCCACAUCCUGGCUGCUGGAGUUUGUCUAUAUCCAUCUGUAGCACCUGUGCUAUUGCAUCACUUUACACAAGAGUUUGUGCAGUCCUGCUGAAAUCUUACUAGAAAUGUAUCCAUCAUAUUGAUCCACUGAUAAGCAGGGAUUGAGGCUUGGUGACUUUCAUUACUCAAGUGUCAAGUCACAAGAAUUUGUACAUGAAUCAACACAAAUUGCUCUGGAGCAUCACAAUAUUUGUAUUGAGGGUGUCAAUAUGUUAUUGGAUGAAAGGAGGAUUAAGAAUAGGGUGCAUGGUGCAUGCACCAGUUUUUUUUUUUUUACUACAAUACAUAUGUAACCUCCUACCUGCUUAUGUCAGGUCCUACUUCAGGGAGUCCCACCUCCUAGAAGCUUUGUUGUAACACCUACAAAGGCUUUGCACUACUAGACUUUAGUCUAUGUAAGCACUACCAUUCAGUUGCAGUCAUUCACACAUCCCUAGACCAGUAGAGUGCUCCAUUCCGGCCUUCAAACCCCAAAUUUUAGAUUUUAUAAGCAGACCAUCCAUUGAUCUCCAUUUCAGUUGUGUCACCCUCAUAGUAUCUAGUGUUGAGUGUCCCUUCGUAGUAUCCAGUGUUGAUCACCUCAUUGGUUGCCUGGUGUUUACACUUCCCUAUUUAUAGUAUCUAGUUCAGUGGAAAUCAGACUGGGAUGGUUGUGCUUUAUUCUGUCAGUAAGUAGUCAGUAUCUAGCCCUGUAAACAGGAUUACAUAAGAAUUACUCCAGAAGUAUGACUAGAGAGAAAACAUACAGGCCAGGCUAGAAACAGGAUCUAAACCCUGAACAUACAAUCCUCAAGGUCUUGGUGACACCUGUUGUGCCUUUGGAGAAUAAAGAGAUAACACUAGAUCCUAUAAACAGAGGUGGUAAUCUCGUUAUUCGAAAGGCAAAACAUGUAGCACAUGUUUACAGGGCUAGAUUGACCUGAUGGAAUAAAAUGCAACAAUCCACCCCAUCCCUAAUUUCCACUGGUGACCGUUACCAUCAACUUUGAUUUGUUUCUUGAUGUUCACAUUUGGUUUCCUAUUCUGCUGCUACUAACUACUGAGUCAACAAUACCUACAAUUCUGUUUAUUGUUGUAAUAUUGUCUUGUAGCGCGCACACACACAUGCUGACGUGCCAAAAUGUAACAUUCCUGGACAUUCUGCACUCCCUUCAUCCAAUGCCUACUUGGGUCCCAGUGUUUUUAUCCUCCACCAAGGCUUGACAUUCCCUGAUGUUCUGUGUUAGACUUGCAGUUAUUGACAUUGCCAUUCUCCAUAUGCAAGUCUCCCAAGCCUGCUGUAGAUCAGUCCUGGCCAUGGCUAAACUGGUUGACCAGAAGUGACUUGGUCGCUUACACCAUUCUAUCUAUAGUGUCCACAAGGAGUGUUUGGCACAAUAAAUGCUUGUCUGGCAUCCUCAGCACACACACAUACCUACAUCCAACCUUUGUACACUAUCUCAUAUCUACAUCACAAGCUUUGUACACCACCACUGUCACCUGUCUUGCUCAUGGUCAGCAGUCUCAGGGGUUGUGGUUGACAUGCUAUAAGUUUCUUUCUCACUACCUUGCAUACUGGUCCUGUGCGGCUGGUGUGCCACCAACAGAAAAUAAAGCCACCAUUGACCUGUCAUCUGUGCGCUUAAAUUAGAGUCAUGACAUAGUGCCCGUGACCCUUGCCAUGUCUGCUGCCACUGACUGUGGCAGUAGAUUACUUCUCAGGUACUGUACUCAAAAACAAAAAAAAAAGGCGGAGGGUGGGCUAUUUAUGGGUUUGUGUUUACUUGUUUCACUCACGGCUACAUGUCCCCAUGUUCUCUGCAGCACUAGCUCUUUGUGCAUGUCUUAUGCUCAUUUUGCAUCAAAUCUCAACCCAAGUCCUUGAUGUGGAAAUAUACAGUGUGGCACAGUCUGCAAUAAACGUUAAUGACAAUAA
Pomacea canaliculata is the source of this 8869-nucleotide messenger RNA. RefSeq names its product serine/threonine-protein kinase NLK-like. The transcript has 10 exons. Gene Ontology annotation, biological process: intracellular signal transduction; protein phosphorylation. Gene Ontology annotation, molecular function: ATP binding; MAP kinase activity. Gene Ontology annotation, cellular component: nucleus; cytoplasm. Lineage: Eukaryota; Metazoa; Mollusca; Gastropoda; Architaenioglossa; Ampullariidae. The record is from RefSeq and is a predicted model, not a curated record. The coding region runs from base 233 to 1594 and encodes 453 amino acids.